UUAAACUCCCUGGCGGUAUUCCCGAGUGUAGCUCGGGGUAAAGUUUCGGCACCACAAGCGGUAACCCCGAGCUACACUCGGGAAUACCAUGCAGCGUUACUCCGGGAUCCCUUCUUCACUUACCUUGUCCUUCGCUCCCGCGAUGUCCCUCCUGCAGUGUCCGCUGUAAUGUCCUCCGGCGGAUGCCGGCAUCUGUCUUCUGGGUUCCGUUCCCUGCGACGUCGGGACGGACGUCGGCGGCAAAUUUGAAAUUUUUUAAAAAUUUCAUUUUUUAAAAAAAUGAUUAUUAUAUAGUAAAACAUUGCUGUUUCAAUGCAUUUCACAUAUAU
This is a messenger RNA of Staurois parvus, 329 nucleotides long. The record is from the annotation of a GenBank genome assembly. NCBI's taxonomy places the organism in Eukaryota, Metazoa, Chordata, Amphibia, Anura, Ranidae.